AUGGGACAAACACUCUACGACAAGGUCUUUGCGGACCACGUUGUCCACGAGGACAAUGGCACUUACCUUCUGUUCAUUGACCGGCACCUUGUGCACGAGGUCACAUCUCCGCAGGCGUUUGAGGGUCUCAAGAACGCCGGACGACAGGUGCGACGUAAGGACUGCACUCUGGCCACGGUCGACCACAACAUUCCCACCACGACGCGAAAGGACUUCAAGUCGAUCGGCACAUUUAUCAAGGAGGAAGACUCGCGGUUGCAGUGCACGACUCUGGAGCAGAACGUCAAGGACUUUGGCGUGCGGUACUUUGGCAUGGACGACAAGCGACAGGGAAUUGUGCACGUUGUGGGUCCUGAGCAAGGCUUCACUCUGCCCGGAACCACCGUGGUUUGCGGCGACUCGCACACCUCUACCCAUGGUGCGUUCGGAGCUCUGGCGUUUGGAAUCGGAACCUCCGAGGUCGAGCACGUGCUGGCGACCCAGACCAUCAUCCAGGCCAAGUCCAAGAACAUGCGGAUCAACGUCUCCGGCAAACUGCAGCCGGGCAUCACCUCCAAGGAUCUGAUUCUGCACAUUAUCGGCGUCAUUGGCACUGCUGGAGGAACUGGAACCGUCAUCGAGUUCUGCGGCGAGGCGAUCCGAGACCUCUCCAUGGAGGCUCGAAUGUCCAUGUGCAACAUGGCGAUUGAGGGAGGAGCUCGAGCCGGCAUGAUCGCUCCCGACGAGACCACCUUCCGGUACAUCCGGGGCCGACCUCUGGCUCCCGAGGGCGCCGAGUGGGAGAAGGCCGUCACCUACUGGAAGACUCUGCAUUCGGACUCGGACGCGGAGUUCGAUAUUGACGUCAACAUCAAGGGCGAGGACAUUAUCCCCACCGUCACCUGGGGUACCUCUCCUCAGGACGCUCUGCCCAUCACGGGCUCCGUUCCCGACCCCUCCAAGGAGACCGAUCCCAUCAAGCGGGCCGGAAUCGAGCGUGCGCUGGAGUACAUGGGUCUGGAGGCCAACACUCCCCUCAACGAGAUUGCUGUGGACAAGGUCUUCAUUGGAUCCUGUACCAACUCGCGAAUCGAGGAUCUGCGGGCCGCCGCUGCCAUUGUUCGGGGAAAAAAGAAGGCCGACUCCGUGGUGCGAGCCAUGGUUGUGCCGGGCUCCGGUCUGGUCAAGCGAAAGGCCGAAGCCGAGGGUCUGGACAAGGUCUUUGAGGCUGCGGGCUUCGAAUGGCGAGAGGCUGGCUGUUCCAUGUGUCUGGGUAUGAACCCUGACAUUCUCAACCCCCGCGAGCGAUGUGCUUCCACCUCCAACCGUAACUUUGAGGGUCGACAGGGUGCUCUUUCGCGCACCCAUCUGGUUUCGCCCGCCAUGGCGGCUCUGGCUGGAAUCACCGGCAAGCUGACUGACGUGCGGGACUACCUGCCCAAGGACGAGGCCAAGAUUGUGAUUGGCGAGGACGAGGAGAUGGCUGAGGCCAAGUAUGACGAGGAGAAACAGCCCGCCGUCAAGAAAAUGAAGACCGCCACCGUGACCCAGGCGGACCCUGUCGAUGAGCAGACCGACGCCGUGGCCGAGGAAAACAUCACCUCGUCAGCCACCGGCAUCCCCAAGUUCCUGGAGGUAUCUGGAAUCGCCGCGCCUCUGCCCAAGGCCAACGUGGACACCGACGCCAUCAUCCCCAAGCAGUUCCUCAAGACCAUCAAGCGAACUGGACUGUCCUCGGGUCUCUUUUUCGAGUGGCGAUUCAAGGAGGUGGACGGCAAGCAGGAGAAGACCGACUUUAUGCUCAACGUGGCUCCCUGGGAUAAGGCUUCGAUUCUGGUUGUUUCCGGCGACAACUUUGGCUGUGGCUCUUCCCGAGAACACGCUCCCUGGGCUCUGGCCGACUUUGGCAUCCGGUGCAUCAUUGCUCCUUCUUUUGGCGACAUUUUCUACAACAACUCGUUCAAGAACGGCCUGCUGCCCAUCCGGGUCGACGCCGACGUCAUCAAGUCCAAGCUCAUGCCCGUGGCCGACAAGGGCGGCUCUCUGACCGUGGAUCUGCCCAACCAGAAGGUGCUGCAUGGCGACGAGGUGCUGGUGGACCACUUUGAGGUCGAGGACUUCCGAAAGCACUGUCUGGUCAACGGUCUGGACGAUAUCGGACUCACCAUGCAGAAGGAGGAGUUCAUCAAGGCCUACGAGGCCAAGCGAUCUGAUAAGUUCUCCUUCCUUGAGUCCAACACCGACUCUCUCAUUGUCAACCCCGUCAAGGGUACCAAGAAGUCUGCUCUUGGAGUCACUGCCCAGGAGUGGUAG
Molecule: messenger RNA, 2292 nt
Organism: Yarrowia lipolytica CLIB122
Lineage: Eukaryota; Fungi; Ascomycota; Dipodascomycetes; Dipodascales
Biological process (GO): L-leucine biosynthetic process
Cellular component (GO): 3-isopropylmalate dehydratase complex
Molecular function (GO): 3-isopropylmalate dehydratase activity; 4 iron, 4 sulfur cluster binding
Source: RefSeq, a predicted model, not a curated record